AUGCCUUCACCACUACCACCACCCAGACCCGACCAAGCAUAUGUCACCGUCUCCCCAAUCCCAGGCGGCUUCAUCACCCUCAGCGACACCUUCUUCGUCAAACCCGCCGACCCCACCGCCAAACGCACCGUCCCCUCCCUAACAUUCCUCAUCCAACACCCCAACCCACCCCCCUCAUCCGGCUACACCUCCCACCCCAACAAACCCUUCCGCUUGAUGUUCGAUCUCGGCCUGCGAAAAUCCCAAUCCCGAUACCCCCUUCCUCUCCAAAAACACAUCGACUCCCGCGCCCCUUUCCUCCUCGAACCCGGCGUCGCCCAACAACUCCAAGACGCUGGCCUCUCCCCUUCAGCCAUCAACCUCGUCAUCUUAUCUCACGUCCAUUACGACCACCACGGCGACCCCGAAGAUUUCCCCCAAGCACACUUCCUCCUCGGCCACGGCGCCCUCCACGUCCUCAAAUACGGUCUCGGCGGUACGGCUUCCCACCAACAUUUCGACCCCAAUACCUUCCCCCCCGAUCGAACUUCCGAACUCCCGGACCCGAAAACUUGGCACGAAUCUCUCGGUCCGUUUCCUCACGUGUACGAUUUAUUCCACGACUCUUCCGUGUAUGUCAUCGACACACCGGGGCAUUUGCCCGGACAUUUGAAUCUUUUGUGUCGCACGCAAGAGCGGUGGGUUUUGCUUUGUGGGGAUGCGUUUCAUGAUCGUAGGCUUUUGACGGGGGAGAGGGAAAUUGGGACUUGGGUGGUGGAGGUUGAGGGGCGGAGGACGGUUUGUUGUAUUCAUGUUGAUGAGGAGGAGGCGAGGGAGAGUAUUAGGAGAUUGAGGGAGUUGGAGAGCGGGACGGGAGGGGAGUGUGAGUUGAUUGCUGCGCAUGAGGAGGAUUGGUGGGAGAGGCAUAAAGAUCAAGUGUUUCCUGGGACGAUUUAG
This is a messenger RNA of Pseudocercospora fijiensis CIRAD86, 936 nucleotides long. RefSeq lists its product as uncharacterized. Lineage: Eukaryota; Fungi; Ascomycota; Dothideomycetes; Mycosphaerellales; Mycosphaerellaceae. The record is from RefSeq and is a predicted model, not a curated record. The coding region runs from base 1 to 936 and encodes 311 amino acids. The transcript has 2 exons.